This is a messenger RNA of Penicillium chermesinum, 897 nucleotides long. RefSeq lists its product as uncharacterized. Gene Ontology annotation, molecular function: ATP binding; protein kinase activity. The coding region runs from base 1 to 897 and encodes 298 amino acids. Lineage: Eukaryota; Fungi; Ascomycota; Eurotiomycetes; Eurotiales; Aspergillaceae. Gene Ontology annotation, biological process: regulation of mRNA processing; spliceosomal complex assembly; protein phosphorylation. The transcript has 5 exons. The record is from RefSeq and is a predicted model, not a curated record.
AUGUCUGAAAAAAGCAACCACGGGGGCCGACGCUACGUGUUGCCCCUUCUGGAUCAAUUCAAGCAUGAAGGACCAAAUGGACAAUAUGUAUGCUUUGUGUUCGACGUGUUGGGCCACCACUUGGAUUUUCAAACCGCAAAAUACGAAGACGGGAGAUUGCCUAUUAAGGCGUAUCCUGCUCAUAAUAAUGGUGCUGAUCACAGUCGAUAUACAGAUCUAAAACCUACGAAUAUACUACUCGAGCUGGACAAUCCGGAAAAAACCAUUGACGAAUAUCUAGCUGAGGUUCCUGCGCGGGUCACUAAUGACAGUGGUGUUACAAAGCCACUCCGAGAGGUGAUCAGGACACCGCUCGUCUCGGAGAUGCGUGAGCCGCACGUCAGAAUAGUUGACUUUGGUGUUGCUUCUUGGUCAGACAAGCAUCUGGCGGAGAUGAUUCAAUCUCCAGCUCUACGAGCACCAGAAGUCACGAUUGGUGCCGACUGGGAUUCCAAGGUUGAUAUCUGGAGCCUUGGUUGCCUUAUCAUUGAGUUUGUCCAGGGGAUAGUGCCUUUCUCUGGAGUGGCAUCAAAAAAAGGAUCGUGGACAGUUGAUGACGACCGGCUCGCAAGGACCAUCGAGAUACUUGGUAACUUCCCGCCUGAGCUUCUUCAGAGAGGAAGCAAGACUGCGGAAUUCUUUAAUGCGGAUGGUGGUCUUCGUCGAAUCCCCGAUCUGAAAUCGACUAGCCUUGAAAGGUUAAUAGAUGGCGCUGAAAAGCCUUUCCUCAGACCCAAGGACAUGUCUGGCGCUGAAGUCCCUGUCUUCAUCGACUUCCUUCGAGGUAUGCUUACGAUUGACCCGACGUCUCGAAAGCCGGCCUCCGAACUACUGCAGCACGAUUGGCUUAAAAUGUAA